Messenger RNA from Macrosiphum euphorbiae (potato aphid), 3597 nucleotides. The record is from the annotation of a GenBank genome assembly. Lineage: Eukaryota; Metazoa; Arthropoda; Insecta; Hemiptera; Aphididae.
AUGAAUAAUGAAGCAAACGGUUCGUCGGGUGAUUCGACUACUGGCUCGAUCGGCAAUGACCCGACGCUGCAGUCAUUAUUAGCCUUACUAGUUAACAAUGUCAUCCAAGCGCCGAGUAUCAACAACUCGUAUCAAAUUAUGCCAGAUUUAUCUCACACUGUUGGCGAUUUUGACGGCGAGUGCGAGAUCGGUGGAGAAGCUACCGCAUGGCUGAAUAAUCUGAAUGCCACCGCGGAACUUCACAAAUGGCCCAAUUCGCUGAAGUUGCAAAUGGCCCGACGGCAUAUGAUCGGAGCAGCUCGCGACUGGUUUCUGUGCAAUAUCGAUGUAAUCACUACGUGGGCAGAAUUUGAAUCGCUAUUCAACAAGACAUUUCGAGCGGACUCAAGUUUUUCGCAACGAUAUGCCCAAAUGCAAGCCAGAAUACAGAUAAAGGGCGAAUCGACCACCACCUACUUCCACAACAAAGUGAGGCGAUGCAAACUAAUAAAUCUCACAUUCGCAGACACCAAAGAACAAAUAUUAUUAGGAUUGUGGUCGGACGAAUUAUCGCGGACCCUCUUAGCCGCCAGGCAUAUGGACACGGAUGAACUUCUUGCGGAUAUUGUGGCAUACGAGCGCGUACAAAAGGGACGUGCGGAAAAUAGCUACGUAGACAAAACUCCGUGGCGCCCAAAAACUGUCAGAGAAGUCGACAAACGUGUUAGUGCGAAGCCGGCCAACGUCACUACAGCUGGUACUGUCGCGUCUGGAGACAAGGAAAAAAGCGUAGUGCCUAUUGAAAAUAAAUUGCGCUGUUGGAAUUGUCAAAAGACAGGGCACAGCCGACGUGAUUGUCCUUCGCCUCGACGCAAUGGUGAUAAGUGCGCCUCAUGUCACUGGUUCGGCGGUAAACACCACAAAUCCUGUACGGUAAAAGAUAAAGAAGAGGGAAAGUCAAACGCGGACAACAGCACAAUGUGUACGUCAAUAGGACCUGAUCGACGCAGUGGUGGCACCUUGCAUGAAAAACAAGUAUAUUUAAAUGGUGUGCACGCCAUGACCGGUCUUAUUGAUUCUGGUUCAUCGGUAUGCAUUUUACGAGAAAGUGCUGGACGCCGAUGCGGUUUGAUUUGGGAGCCUGACAACACGACAAUUGUGGGAUUUGGCGCGAACGCUCAGACCACUACGAUCGGAAAAACUGUAGUCAGCCUGAGCAUUGACGAAGCAACUCUCGCGGCAGCCGUUAUAUAUAUAGUACCUGACACCAGCCACCAACUUGAUCUAUUGAUCGGUCGACCGUGGUGUGAAGCGCCAGAGAUUUCUUACAUUAAACAUGGAGACUCACUUACCUAUUAUAAUACCAUUUCAUUUCCAUUCACUCAGGCGGCUUCAAACGAAAGCUGCUCAGCUGAGGGUGCGUUGGUUGUAUGCGACACCAAACGCAUAGAAGCCAAUUGCGUGGAUGUAGUGACAGCAAUGGUGAAUGAGGUCCAGAUACAGGUACCUGUGAAAAACGACUCCGAACACGCUGUGGAAGUGCAAGCUAAUGACAUACUCGCCAGACGGGCAGUAGUAGCACAAUUUCCGCAGGUGAAAGCGGAGCCGCUUAACCGUCCACUUACGUACGACGACAUCCGGAAACCGGAGUGUUUGAACACAGAGCAACAAACCGAGUUACUCAACCUCGUAAACGAGUACAGGAGCUGCUUUGCAUUAAAUAUGAGCGAAUUAGGGUGCACUGACCUAGGCACCAUGGAUAUCACCAUCAAACCAGGGAGCGAACCGUUUGCCGCCAAGCCAUACCGUGUAUCUAGGAACGAGAGGGAAGAAAUCCAACGUCACGUCCAGGUAUGGAAAGAUCACGGUAUUGUCGAAGAUUCGACUUCAGCCUAUGCUGCGCCGGUACUUCUAGUGCGUAAGAAGUCAGGGGAGUCGAGGUUAGUCUUGGACUAUCGACGGUUAAACGAUCAAACAGUGAAACAGGUCUACCCCCUACCAAACAUUGAUGACUUAUUGGAACAAAUGGCAGGUUACCGAAUGUUUACCGUAUUAGACCUGGCCCACGCCUACUUGCAAAUUCCAUUGACUAGCUUCAUCACACCAGAUGGAACAGGUCAAUUUACUCGCAUGGUAUUCGGGUUGAAAAAUGCCCCGUUUGAAUUUACCAAGGUGAUGGACCGAGCUAUAGGACGAUUGAAGAAUCGAAUAGUCAUAAAUUACUUCGAUGACUACUUCAUUCCUGCCAGGGACUGGGAGGAAAUGAAGGAACGCCUACGUCAAGUUCUAGAAGCACUCGUUGCCGCGAAGCUAACAUUACGGCCAACCAAAUGUAUAUUUGCUGCGAAAAGUAUAGAAUGUCUGGGCUUCGAAUUAUCAGCUGAUGGAGUACGUCCCGGAGUAGUGAAACUGAGGGCAAUUGAAGAGUUCCCAAAACCCAAAAACGAACAUGAAGUUCGUCGCUUCAUGGGUCUAGCUAGUUUCUUUCGACGCUUCGUACCGAAAUUUGCAGAAAAGGCACGACCAAUUACUGAACUGACAAGGAAAGAAACAAAGUUCAAAUGGGGACCAGAACAACAGAGUGCAUUUGAACAGAUUAAGUUAGAUUUACUUAGUGAACCAGUACUGCAAUUGUUUGAUGCUACCAGGCCGACUGAGUUACAUACAGAUGCAUCUUGUAACGGACUGGCAGGCAUGCUGUUGCAGAGAGACGAGUCUGGAGAGCUACGUCUAGUGCACUGCUACAGUAAAAAAACCAGUGAGACGGAACGUCGCUACCACUCAAGUAAGCUGGAGCUCAUGGCGAUCGUGUGGGCCCUUGACAGGAUGCGCUCUUGGCUAAUUGGGGUACACGUCAUUAUCAUUACUGAUUGUCAAGCACUUGUCUACAUGAAUAGUCUUAAGUCGACCAACUCUCAGAUAACUCGUUGGUUUGACCUGAUCCAAGAAUUUGACGUGGAGGUGAGACAUCGUGCCGGGACAGCUAUGUCACAUGUGGACGCUCUCAGUCGAGCCCCUACUGAAGACAGCUCAGAUACAUUGGACGACCUGAUCACUGAACGAUUGGAAGUAUGUGUAGCUGUAACUGAAGAAGAGUAUGUCAAAGGGAUCGGGAUGCAGUACAGUGAUCCAGAACUACGAGAGAUCAUUGAAUCUCUAAAACAGGCGACAGCUAGUAAAAUAACAACCCAAAAUUAUAAAUUAAUUAAUGGUUUAUUGUAUAGAUUGGUGCAGUCAGCAACAGGACCCCGAAAGCUCUGGAUGGUUCCUAAGAGAAUGAGGAAAAGUCUAGUGGUCAAAUUCCACGACCUCAGCGGGCACUUUGCCGUCGAACGCACUGUCUCCAGGAUGAUGGAGCGCUAUUAUUUUCCACGUAUGAGAAGAUACGUAAAAGCUCAUAUCAAUAUGUGUCCAGAGUGUGCAAUAUAUAAGAAGUUGCGAGGGAGACAAGCGGGCAUGCUACACCCUAUAACUCCUGGUAAUCGCCCUUUUGAAACAGUCAACAUAGAUCACCUGGGACCAUUUCCAGUAAGUUCUAAGGGAAAUGCUUAUAUUUUAGUGCUGGUAGACAACUUAACAAAGUUUGUUAAGUUGUAUCCAUCAAAAACAAUACAAUGA